Molecule: messenger RNA, 435 nt
Organism: Oldenlandia corymbosa var. corymbosa
Lineage: Eukaryota; Viridiplantae; Streptophyta; Magnoliopsida; Gentianales; Rubiaceae
Source: the annotation of a GenBank genome assembly
AUGGUUCUCCUUGCCAGGGAACCUAUUUUGAAGUUGAUAGAGGAAGUGUUGGAGCUGAAUAGGAGAGAUGUGGUGAAGGAAAAACUCGUGCCUUUGAAGGGUAAUUCUGAUGAAAAAGGUGCGCAAGAAGUGUGGGAUGAUAAGAAGAAUUGGAUGAGCUCUGUUCAGUUAUGGAGUGUUCCUGUUCAAUUCGAAAACACCCCUGAUGCAGCCAGAAUUCCUGAUUCCAAAUUCCUCCCUCAAGCAGGGUACAAAGGAAAGGAAGCUGGCAAAAGGGACAGGACUAAUCCAUUUGUAGAUGAGAAAUCGAACAAGAAAGGAGCAAUCAAUGUGGUGGUGAAGGAGGAAUUGGUAAUGGAUGGAAAUUUAUCUCAGCAAUUGAAAAGUGGAGCUUUACUAGGGAACUACUGUUGGCGGGUCAUUAGUCUGCUGUGA